Aureobasidium musti is the source of this 1392-nucleotide messenger RNA. The record is from the annotation of a GenBank genome assembly. Lineage: Eukaryota; Fungi; Ascomycota; Dothideomycetes; Dothideales; Saccotheciaceae.
AUGAGGCGAAGGCGUGCUCUGAUCUCUUCUUCAGCUCAACCUUGGUGGCAGAACUCAUCAAAUUCGCAAGGAGUAUCAGGCCCAACGCCAACAGCGGUACAGCUUGCUAUCACAACAGUCUACAGCAUAGCUAAUUCGUUACUACAGAGUCUUGUUUCGUCUGGCAGGAGUGAGACUGGACAAUACUACACGACCAUAAUCCUCACGCGAACACAAUAUACCACUUUUAUAUACUCCGNNAAUUCAUACUCUGAUCAAUCUCAAAGAUCAACAAAGUCAAGCCUCNCUUUCUAUGAGCAGACCUUCGAGCAAGACUUCCUCGCAUACUGCGUCGACAUCAUCUUCCUGGUCGAUCAUAUAUCAACCAACGACUUUGUCCACCACAAAAACGGCGAGGGCGACUACGCACUCAACAACGACUGUGAAGACAACUAUCUUGAUCACAAGUACGCGUACUGUCCCGGCAGCAUCGAGUACGCCGCAAAAGUGUCGAAUUCUGCUAUUCAAGACACCACAUCUACAACCUCUACAUCUAUCGCAAGCUCAUCAGCAGCAGCUGUCGCUAGUACUGGUGCACAAGGACACGGCUCCCUGUUAGAUAAAGAUGGAGCUGCCGCAGAGCCUCGAAUGUCAUCGUCUUCUCAAGCAUUACCAUCGGCGGUCGCCGCAGCAGGAGCGACACGGGAUUCGGAUAGGAGUGCUAUCCUAGCCGCUCAACGAGCUCAUCCUGAUCGAUUGCCUGUUAUCGAUCACAACCUCAUCCAUAUGGAUCUCGACCACUGGGACCGGCCUUUCGCUCACGAAGAUCCCCACCUGCGCGAUGAUGGCUCGCCUCUGCGACUCAUGAAUCCAGAUCCUACGCCCACGCCUCCAGUUGCCUUCAGAUCAUCUGCGACGUCUAUAUCUCCUGAUGCAGGUCCAAACAAUCCACACAGCUUCCUCCAAAGGCAACGCUCCGCACUCACAGCAGCUCUCCUUUCGAUCAAGCGUUCUUUCUCGAGUCAAGACGUGGUACCGAGACAUGCAAGCGAUGAAUCACAUCUACAGCCAUCAGCGCACCCAUCAGCACAUCCAUCACCCCUCCACAUCCCAGACAAGAAUACGAACAAACUCACCAUGCCCUCCGAAGCCAUUCUUGUAGGCGUCUCGGCUUCCCGUCCAAUCUCUUCCCAAUCAGCCAUGUCCAACAACACCAUCAUCCGUCAUCAAGUCCCUGAUGAUCCAUUCGUCACAUCUGCAACUCCUAACUCACCGCUGCCGAAUUGUCUACAACCGGGCAAUGGCAUUGCUCGUCGCGACUUUCUUGCUCCACCACCGCUUCUAACACGGAUGCCAAUGCAAUCUACGCCUACGCAUCCUCGGCAUGGCACUUCUGUCGCCUACGAGAAGUGA